AGCCCAUGAGACUCUCAGAGCCUGAGCAUGAAUCAGGGAAGCGGUGCUUGUUUGUGGACCUCAGUGCCUCAGCACUGCCCCGCACCAUGUGAUCGUUACAAGCAUGCGUCUUGUGCCCACAGAGGCCAUGUUUAUGUACUAGGUGGCAGAGAAACACGCUUACUGAGAGAUUUUUGGAAAUAUAAUAUGGUCUGUGACAAGUGGGCCGAGCUUCCCUGUGAUAGUGAAGAAGCGCCUGAAGAACUGGAGGAGCACACAAUGGUAGCAUAUCAGGGAUUUCUGUAUGUCUUUGGAGGAAUGCAAGAUUCAUCAUAUACUAACUCAAAAAUGCCUCUUUGGGUGUUUGAUACAGUAAAAGAGUGCUGGAUUAACUGGAAAACAAGGAGUGAAACUUUACAGGGAGAGACACCAGCAAACAGAAAAGGGCACAGUGCUGUCAUUUUUGGGUCAUCUAUGUAUGUCUAUGGUGGAUACAUUGAUAUAAGAGGAUCAACAAAGGAAUUCUGGAAAUUUGAUUUUGAUUCCAGGGUGUGGUCGCUCCUAAGCAGUGUACAAGGUGGGCCUGGUCCCAGACAUGGUCACUCAGUUAUGACAUACCAGGACUCUAUGUACCUUUACGGUGGCCUGCAGGGCCUGAGGGAACAGAAGGACCUGUGGAGCUGGAGUUCUGCCAGCCAAAUCUGGAGCUGCAUCAAUUUCCAUUCAGGUCCUUCCAGGCUGGUUGGUCACUCUGCUGUAUUGUUUAAGGACAGCAUGCUCAUCUUUGGCGGUGGGGAAACCCAGAGCUCUCCUCAGAGCAGCUUGUGGAGGUUCAACCUGACAACAAAAACCUGGAAGAAGCUAGCAAUGUUGCCUGGAUCCCCCGCUCUGUGCCGGAUCCAUCACUGCAGCAUUGGCAUAGGCCAGAGUUUCCAGCCAACAUCACCAAACAGCAUUUAUUUAAGAAAAAUACCCAACUCUCACAACAUCUAUAACAAGCUAAGACCAUUUAAGAACAAGUGCCAACCAUCCCGCCCCACUUUGCAAGAGCCCUGUAUUGAGCUCCAGACUUUCCACAUGGACAAAACAAAGUAUUUACCAGAUUUAAGUAUUGCAGUGAAAGACACUAAGCUGAAAGGAACCUGUCUCACCCAGGAGGCUAUUAGCGAGAAGCGGAAUAGUGGUGACCUGGCAGAGGAAACCGAGGACGCCAUGUUUCUCCAUAUGCCUGACUUGCUGUUAGUCCUGGGUGGUAAACCUCUACAAGGACAGCAUGCGAUUUCAGUGUGGCAUAUGACAAUGGCAUAAAUCUGUUGUUUUUAGUGCAUUCAACUUUCUCUGUGAGAAAAUAAUGAAUGGGCCUUAGCAACAAUACCUAUAUCCUGUUGGAGAACAAUUGAAUUCAGUCAUGUACAAAAUUUUCACAGUGUUUGUAAUUAUUACAUUGACUCGUAUUACAUGCUAGGAAUCAAUCCAAACAUUGUCACAUUUUGUAAUUUGCUUUGUAUGCGUUUUGUUAGAUCCAUGUAUAUUGCUGUCAGAACACAUUCAUUUUCCUGCCUUCGCAUCGUUUCAGGAUAACUGCACUCAAACGAUUUAAUAAGUAAUGCAUUACAUGAGUAAUCCCUUUGCAGCAAUCAAAAAUGUGUUGCAGGGCCAAUGUUAAAACCAACACUAGUCUGUAUUUAUUUUUGGAUUGCUAAAAAAAGUAAUCUAACAAAAACAAAUAUUGCUAGAAAACUACAUUUGUAGCAUAUUUGCAUUAAAUUUACAUUUAGUCAUUUAGCAGACACUUUAACCAAAACGGCUUACAAAUGAGGACAAAAGAAGCAAUCAAACCAACAAGCCAACCUAAUAAUAUGUAAAUGCUGUGAAAAGUCUCGGUUAGUCUAACACAGUAAACGUAGCAAAUUAUUUUUUAAUAUAUAAUAAA
Sinocyclocheilus grahami is the source of this 1912-nucleotide messenger RNA. Its product is annotated as actin-fragmin kinase-like. Gene Ontology annotation, molecular function: protein binding. Bases 28 to 1287 code for a protein of 419 amino acids. NCBI's taxonomy places the organism in Eukaryota, Metazoa, Chordata, Actinopteri, Cypriniformes, Cyprinidae. The record is from RefSeq and is a predicted model, not a curated record. Gene Ontology annotation, cellular component: Golgi apparatus. The transcript has 7 exons.